AUUAUUGAAAGCAAGUGACUCGACUUUCAGGUGUGGCCUAAGGCGGCGGUCCCGGAGCCUCCUCCAGUCCUGAGACCACGAACUUUCCUGAUGAACUUCCCGGGAGACGCCUGACACUAGGGAACAAUGCUACCUGUUUGAGACUGUCGGGUUUGACGCGGUUUCAGCUGUAAUGAUUACAUGUACUAACCACUCGGCACUGCACCGUGUAAAAAGUGCUGUUUCAUGAACGGCAAAGGGCACGUCUGGGAUCAAGGAAAAACAGUUGCUAGACUAACGUUAGCUAGCCUGCUGACUGUCAACCAUAUCUACAGACAAGAAGAUCCUGGACGUCUGUUAGUUUGCUAACGUUAACUACUUACCGCAACUUAGUCUCACUAGAGUGAAGUGGCAUUCAUGGGAAAAUGAGGGAACCACCUGGGACAAGAGCAUGGAUGAAGAAAGCAAAGAACAGAUAGACUAACAUAGACAGAGGAAGCAAGGCCACAAGACCCAUAUACAGACAAAUACUACUGGAUACUAUUCCCAAAAAAUAAGUUUAGAUUAAUGUAAAAGCAGAUCAAAAUCAGCAGGCAAAAGGAGAUCUGAAAGUGUGAACCUCAGGUGUAAAGUGAGGCAAGGUGGCAAGGUAGAUAUUGCACACAUGCACGGGUGUGAAAGAUGACAACGUGACAAAGGUUUGAGGGGGAGAGGAGAAAGACUGUUUACAAGAGCAGUUGUUGACAGGAUUCACAGGCUGCAUUAACCUUCAAAUACUAAAAAACAUAUCCAUAUAUUAAAGAUAUUUUCUGCAGUAUUCAGAGUGUUUUUCUGCAAGAAUAUAGGUGAAUGACAGCAAUACAGUCAGAUUUACACUGGGAUUUUAUUAAGCAAUAUGAACUAAGGACAAAUGGGAAGAUAAUUUAGGAAGACAACCCUAGACCCUAAAAAAGAGCUAGAAAACCAACUGGAAUUAGAAACCAACUGGAAUUAAUAUGUAUUGUCUUUUCUGAAUUGCACCAUACUGCUGUAUUGCAGUGUACUGGAUGUCUUAUGCUUGAGUUAGUGGAAGCGGACCGGAGUAAGGUAUGAUCACACUUUUACUUCAUGCAGAGUAGAAUGUGAAAUUAGCUCAGAAAACACCUCAUCAGCAACUUCAGAUUACACAGCAGAUAAACAGAUAAUUGUAGGAUAAAUGUGAAUUAGCUGGAAAUAAAUUGGGAAGAAAACAAAACCUUGGGAAAACAUUGAAGAUGCAAAUGGAGGGAGUUGCAUGUUUUACUUGAGUGAACUGGGAUUUAAGAAAUCGUCUAAACUGGAAAUAAAGGACCACAUUACACUGUGCGUGCACGUAACUGGAAUUGUCUACUGUGAUUAAACUGGUGUUGACGGGAGCACACAAAGACAUGGCAGGAAAGGACUAUAACCACCUCUUCAAGCUCCUCAUCAUUGGAGAUUCAAAUGUGGGGAAAAGUAGUCUGCUGCUUCGAUUUGCCGACAAUUCUUUCUCAGGCAGCUACAUCACAACAAUUGGAGUGGACUUUAAGAUCCGAACGGUGGAUAUUGAUGGCGAGAGAGUCAAGCUGCAGAUCUGGGACACCGCAGGACAGGAGAGAUUCAGAACCAUCACUUCCACGUAUUACAGGAACACUCAUGGUGUGAUCAUUGUAUAUGAUGUCACAAAUCCGGAAUCCUUCAUUAACGUGAAGAGAUGGCUGAAUGAGAUCUCACAGAACUGUGACAAUGUCUGCAAGAUUCUAGUCGGCAACAAGAAUGAUGACCCCUCAAAAAAGCAGGUGGACACCCAAGAUGCUAUGCGUUUUGGGGAAUCUGUAGGCGUCAGGGUCUUUGAGACAAGUGCCAAGGAAAACAUUAACGUGGAAGAGAUGUUUAUGACAUUCACUCACAUGGUUCUCCGAGCGAAGAAACAGAGUCAGAGCCGCGCUGAAAAAGAGCGGGAGAGGGAGAAGGACACUGUCCACAUCAACUCGCACCGAGACAGGGAGAGGAGGAAGAGAGGGAAGAAGUGCUGCUGAAGCAGAGACCAAGAGAGAGCGCUAGCAGAUCGUUCACACUGACUGGACAUAUUCGUACAUUAACAGUUGUAUUGCACUGAGAUGGUGAGAGGGGAAUGAGGAGGAUAUAACCACUGUUAUGUGCCGAAUGUUACUUUUUUUUAUUAUUGUUGUGAUUGUUUUUUAUAAAUUGUCUGUUGAUUUUACUUCAAAAGGGAAAUGAAUGGGUAUUUAUCCAGUAAGUCUCAGUUGGUCAGUGGAGUGACGUGAGAGUUGAUUAGCUAAACCAUGGAUUAAGAAAGACUAACAGGUUGAAAUGGUUCAUCUAUGACUAGUGUGUGAAAUAUCUGUUUUAUUUUAAUAAAGAAAUUGCAAUAAUAGCAAGUUCAAGUAAACAAUAAAAAAUAUA
Megalops cyprinoides (Indo-Pacific tarpon) is the source of this 2403-nucleotide messenger RNA. RefSeq names its product ras-related protein Rab-35. The record is from RefSeq and is a predicted model, not a curated record. Gene Ontology annotation, biological process: endocytic recycling. Bases 1386 to 2015 code for a protein of 209 amino acids. The transcript is spliced from 7 exons. Gene Ontology annotation, molecular function: GTPase activity; GTP binding. NCBI's taxonomy places the organism in Eukaryota, Metazoa, Chordata, Actinopteri, Elopiformes, Megalopidae. Gene Ontology annotation, cellular component: endosome membrane; plasma membrane.